AUGGGUGCUGCCAGCAAGGAUUUCACCACGCUCCCAGCCACUACGCUUCACCGAAGCGCCUCGAAAGAAGCCGCGUACGCAAUUGCCGCUGGUCCGCUCACUUUGCUAGCCGAGACACCGGCUACGAAGUCAAGCCCCGUCCGAAUGCCCCACACUGUCGACGACUCCGCCAUUCUCGACGCUAACAAAGAGGAUCCGGAGAUCAGCACGUGCAGUCUUGCGACGAGACUCGGAAGAGAUGUCGCUAAUGGAGCGUUUGAGCAAUCCACGAAGUGGCCUCGAGGUCAGAACAUCUAUAGGCUGUACUGGGAUUGCAUGCUGGAAGAAAAGGCGCAAGAAAUUGUUGAAAAAUGUUCGGAAUCAGAGAAGGAGCCGAGUGAUGCAGCGCUUAUUUUAACGAAAGCGGACGCGAGUGGAACUUGCGAUCGACUGACGUUCCUUAAAACACAGGUGGUAGGUUGGUGCGAUGAAGUGAAGAAAGAGACUGUUCCCACUGGCGCUCCAGUGUUCGAUGGCGAUGCGAAGUUCGAAAAGUUUGCGAAGCUUGCUUACGGAAAGGCCACCAGACUUGGAUGCGCUCAGAAAAUGUGCGGCAACGAUCUAUACAUGGCUUGUCUCAUUUAUGCCAAGGGUACUGAGAAGGGUCAGCCAAUCUAUGAAACCGGCAACGGUUGUUCGAGACAUGAUGAAUGUACGACAUACGCUGGAUCGAAAUGCAGUAAUACCGUUUGUCUUGCCGGAUAUAUCGACCCAACUGCAACAACAACGUCGGUACCAACAACAACAGCGACACCAACUACAUCGGCGGCAGCAACUACAUCGACGGCAGCAACUACAUCGGCGGCAGCAACUACAUCGGCGGCAGCAACUACAUCGGCGGCAGAAACUACAUCGACAGCAGCAACUACAUCGGCGGCAGCAACUACAUCGACAGCAGCAACUACAUCGACGGCAGCAACUACAUCGACAGCAGCAACUACAGCAGCUGCUGCAUCAACGGUACCCCCAGCAUCGACAAGAAUUUGUCCUGACAAUGCCCAUAUAUCUACGGACGAUAUAAGGAAUACUUUCCUUGAACGCCACAACUUCCACAGGUCACAACUUGCACAAGGUUUACAAAAGAAUAAAGGGAUGACGACGGGGAUGGCACGCCAAGCAUCGAAAAUGAUCAAAUUGACAUACAACUGCGCUCUAGAGAAAAGCGCCUUCGAAUAUGCGAUGCAGUGUAAGGAUGCAGAUUCUGGUUACAGUUCUGAGAAUCGUUACACCUUCCCGAACACAGCGCUCACUAUGGAUGUAAUCGCAAGGAGGGCUCCAAAUCGUUGGUGGUUGGAAAUCGAGAACACAGGAAUGGAUCAGAAUGCGGAUCUCAACAAAUUCUAUGCCAAAAAUGGAGUUUCACACUGGGCAAGGAUGGCUUGGGAUAGCAAUAAAUCUGUCGGUUGUGCCGCCUACAAAUGCCCUAACUUUAUUAAUGCAAUCUGUCGAUACGAAAGCGGUGGUACUGAGGCAGAACAAAUCUACAAGAUGGGACCUGCAUGCAGGCGUUGUACGAUUAUUGGCACAGAAAAAUGUGAAGAAGGCCUUUGUGUGUUCUGA
Molecule: messenger RNA, 1599 nt
Organism: Necator americanus (New World hookworm)
Lineage: Eukaryota; Metazoa; Nematoda; Chromadorea; Rhabditida; Ancylostomatidae
Exons: 13
Coding region: 1-1599 (532 amino acids)
Source: RefSeq, a predicted model, not a curated record